This is a messenger RNA of Parnassius mnemosyne (clouded apollo), 2985 nucleotides long. The record is from the annotation of a GenBank genome assembly. Lineage: Eukaryota; Metazoa; Arthropoda; Insecta; Lepidoptera; Papilionidae.
AUGGGAAAUACCAAAUCGAAGAAAGUUCAGAAAGAACCCGAUAAAUUCUUCGAGCGUGAAAGAUGGAAGGAGCAGAAAAGAGAAGAAAAGAAGAAGAGGUAUGCUAAUGCGGCAAACAAACGGAUGGCCGUGAAGGAACCCCCGUUAACCCCUACGUCGGCUUUGGUGCCACCAGCACCAGUGAUGGCACCUGCGCCAGCCAAUGUUCGAUCCUAUGAUGACGAAGCUUUAGACCGAAUGAGAUAUCAGCUUCACAACGAUUCAGAUGCCUUUUUACUCAACAACAUUCUUCUGUCCGUCCAGUUUUUUGAAAACUAUGAACGGGAAAUACACCAUAUUAAGAAUAAUCCUAUUAAUGAGCGGGAGCACACUAUGGAUGCAGCAAUGGUGCGUCGACAUAAGCACGUGUUCUUUGCUGAUCGCCUUCAAGAAUGCGUACAGGAACAUGUUAGUUAUCAGAGAGGGAGGGAUCACUCUGAAGCGUUAAUGGCACCAAGACUCUUUAUUAUUUAUGACAAUGUGGAGGCCAGCGAGCCUGGAGACACGUCCGAUUACUGUGCAGUUCUUGACGCACCAUUCUAUAAGUUACGUAUAGAAGAUUGUAAGGAACCAGGAUUUGUAAAGCUGAAGAAAUUAGAGGUUUUAGAAAGCAGUCUUUCGAAAGAAAAUGAAACCAUAAACCAAGAACAAAAUCAUUCCGACGAUAGCAUUUACACCGACUCAGAAAAAGAAUCAAAUGCUUCAGAUGACUCACCUUAUGUUAGUAAAGGAGAAUUACUAUUACAAAACAUUAAAUCGAAAAUUAGUGAGGUUCAAGAAACAAAUAUGCAUAUAAAAGAUGAAAAAAUUAACACACAUUUUUAUUCACAAGAACAAACAGGGAGGAGGCCUAGUGGGCCAAUGAAACAAGUAAGUCUACAAGUUGAAAAAAGUAAUAUAUCUAACUUGGAAGCACUUAGGAAAGUGAUUUCCAGAUUACCAGAGGAUUCAGUCUAUGUAGAUGAUCAAAAUGACACUGAAGAUAUUGCCAGUAAACCACGAAAAUCAAUCUUAAAAAAUGUUAGAAGAGCAAGUGAAACAAAUAAAGAUCUCAAAAAUAAGGCUCGUUUUGGUGAUAACCACGCUGUUUCCAUAGAUAAUAUAGGGGCUGAUGACACUGAAACUUCGGGAUACAGAUCUAAUUCAAGUAGUCGUCACAAUGAAUCAAGUGAAACAGACUCCGACUAUGGUUACUCGACGAUUACGGAAUCUACAACACCCAAAAGAGUAGAACUUAGCUUGCAACCAAAUUGCUCUAUUUCUACUGGCGUGUUGCCAGAAGAAUGCUGGAUUGCUGUAGAUGUACGCACUAUAGACUGGAGUGACGAAGAAGAUGAAACUGCUACAAAGUCAUCAAGACUGUCUAUGUGCAGAAAUUUAUUUGAAACUCAUCAUUAUUUAAGCUCGUUGAGCUUUAUGGGUAAUUUCGUAGAUAACUUUAUUAUAAGUCUAGGCUCAGGGUUAGGAUUUUCACAGGAGGCAAUUAAUAGCGCUUUAACGCAAGGAGCAAGUAUUUAUUGUGAUACUAUUAAACAUGGAUCAAAAGUUAGUUAUGAGGUAUUUCCAGCUCUACUCGCGGCAUGGCCUAAUGCAGCUAAUCAGUGGAUCAUACGUGAACGCAAGAUAAUACAAAAUCCUAGAACGAACUUUAGUUAUCAAUGGCCAACUAGGUAUAUGGUUCGAAAAGCAAUCGGAUUCGGUUGUCUUUUAGUACCAAUUGGGUUUAGACCUAAAAGAGGUGUCAAUCCAGAUCUAAAGUUACAAUGGAAGAUUAUAUUCCCGGCGGCGGAACGUUACUUAGAAAGUUGUUUAGCUCAUUCUCACAUGCGAUGUUACUUAUUUGCCCUGACUUUACAUAAAACUUUUAUGGAAAAUGAAACUUCUAAAAUAGGAAUAGAUGCAAGUCACAUUAAAAACCACUUGUUUUGGCAAUGUGAAGACAAUUAUGCUAAAUGGCCUGAAGAUCGACUGGGUGAAUCUCUGAGAUUAUUUUUACGCAGUUUUUAUGUCCAUUUUGGACAAUCAAGAUUUCCAAAUUAUUUUAUUGAGAGUUGUAAUGACUUUAAAAGUAUUCCUAAGCCGUUACUACUAAAAUUACAAAGAAAAUUAGCAGACAUAUUGGAAUCUCCUGUAAUGCAUGUACUUAAUGCCCUUGAUAAACUUAAAUAUAAUAAAAAAGAAUUUUAUCCAACAUUCAAUGUGCAUAGACUUUACGAAAUAUUGACCUGCAAGAACCCUUUGCAUAUUUUGAACCCACAUAUACCAGAAAGUAUUCCCCAUUACAAUGACAGCUCUGAGAGUGACGAUGAUUAUAUAAAUUUUUGGGAUAAAGCUAAAGCUCAAGAUAAACACUACCAGUGGAAGAAAGAAAGGCAACGCCAACUUAAGGAAAGGCGCAAGGUAAAUGUGAAUAACAAAAAAAGAGGCGGAAACAAAGAAGAGCGGGAAAUAAACAGAAAUAUAAUACUACCGGCUAAAAUGCAGCCAGAACGUAGACGUUUAGUUCUAGAGUUUUUUAUCCCUCAUUUCAUUGCAAUGGCACGAUCCAGCGAGAAAUUUGAAGCAAUUAAACAAGCCGUCAUUUAUUUAGAACAAGUUUAUAGACUUUGCCGACUUUUACUUGAAGAACCUGCUGGAGAUAUGACAGCUAAUGAAUAUUUGGAUGUUAUACGCGAUAAACUAACGGAUUGUCAACGAAAACUAGCAAAACAGGUUGGUUGCAAGUUGCCACCACGUAUGGAGAGCUACUCCGAACGCUCCGUUCAUUCUAACAUGAUUCGGAAACAUCGACCUAAAUAUGAACAUAUCAUCAAUCAAGAUUCGCCAUGUGACGGUUCUGGUAUCCCCCCUUUCACAUUUGUUGAUGUUCACAGUGACAGAACAAAUAAAAGUAAAGAAGUCAGGAAAUUAACGGUUGCCAUGGAUCCAGAAGAAUCUAAAUUGUGA